Molecule: messenger RNA, 3399 nt
Organism: Adelges cooleyi (spruce gall adelgid)
Lineage: Eukaryota; Metazoa; Arthropoda; Insecta; Hemiptera; Adelgidae
Gene: pan
Product: protein pangolin, isoforms A/H/I/S
Exons: 13
Coding region: 686-2440 (584 amino acids)
Biological process (GO): canonical Wnt signaling pathway; regulation of transcription by RNA polymerase II
Cellular component (GO): beta-catenin-TCF complex
Molecular function (GO): DNA-binding transcription factor activity, RNA polymerase II-specific; RNA polymerase II cis-regulatory region sequence-specific DNA binding
Source: RefSeq, a predicted model, not a curated record
GUCGACAAGUCCGCCGCGCGUGUUCCUGUCGUCGUCCGUCGACGUUUAGUCCGACCGAAACGCACGUAGCCCGUGUCUGCUGUUACCGCGCGCGUUGUUCAACCACAACCGCAUCACAUCUAUACUCAUACCCACACGCUCAGACAGUGGUCUGACCGAGAAACAAGCCGACGACAACGGGCCCAGUGAUACCGAGUGCGCGCUAACAAGUGUCAUCACGUAUUAUAAUUAUAAUUAUUAUCAUUAUCGAUAUCGGCUGUCGGUAAACAAGAGUGUCCGGUCGCUUAUUAUUUAUCUAUAUAUAGUUAUAUGUACAAAUAUUUAUUAUAAUAUUAUUGUUAAUUUUUAUUUUCGCUUCCUCUCCCGAUCGAUUCGGUUUAUUGGCAAUCUCGUUUUAUUCGGAACACGAAAGCCGCGCCGAUAAUAAUAUUAUUCAGUGAUGGUGCGUUAUCGGCGAGCCGCGGCCAAAGGUAGCGUUCCGGCGGCGCCGGCUACCGUACGCCGGCCGCCGCGAUAAGCGGUGGCGGCGGUGUGCGCCCCGACGAAUAUUAUGCGCCGAUAGUCCCGACGGCGGAUAUCUGUGCAGAUUUGCUGUGUUCUUUUUCGAUAUUAUAUUUACUUAACUCGGCGAGUGCAAUCAUCUACCCCCGACCACACGGUAACCGCCGCUCAAGCCGCCGAGGCGAUGCCGCACGCCAGCGAAGACGGAGUCGCGGCCGCCGGCGAGGACGCGUGCAGCUCGGACGAGCUGAUCGUGUUCAAGGACGAGGACGGCGGCGAAGACGUAGUCAAACGAUCCUCGGACAAAGUGACCGAGGAGAAGUCCGACCUGAUCGACUUAUCAGAGACUGAGAAAGUCAGUUCGAAUCAUCGGUGUUCGCCUGUGAAAACCAACAGUUCUACACCUGAUCUCAACCGAAGUAAACCAGGUCCAACUCCCCACCCGCCUGCUUUCAAUAUGGGUUAUCUCGUCGCACCAUACCCAUCGCCCUACACGAAUGGCACUACGUCUGUGUCAAUGAUGAGUUCCUAUCUCGAAUCUCAAAGGGAUCCUUUAACCGCAAGCAAAAUCGGUUUAGGACCAGCCCACCCAUUCUUCUGCCACAACGGCGAGCAGCUGGGUACCCAGCCUCCUCCCGCCCACAUGGGCAUUCCUCCUUACCAGCUUGACAAAGCACCCGGACUUCCAAGGCCCUCCAUGUACCCUUUCCCAACAGGCCAAUACCCAUAUCCGUUGUUAAGUCCGGAUAUGUCACAAGUUGCAGCCUCGUGGCACACACCAGCUAGUAUGUACCAUCAGAUCUCAUCGGCUGGAACUGGUUUUCGAGGAUCCUACCCACCUUCUUUGGCGACAAGCCUUACUAGCGACCUGUAUAGGUUUUCACCAACGGGCCUGAUGAGUGGUCCUUCGCCCCACCACCAUUUAUCACAUCAUACCCAUCACUCUCAUCCGGCAAUCGUUACGCCGGGAGUGAGGCAAGACCUGCAUGCGGAUUCCAACCACAGGUACAACUCAAUGCCACAAAACGACCAUAGUAAAAACUCUACGUGUUCCGAUGGCUCCAAGCAUCAAGAUGCUGUUCAGAACAGCAAUAACCAAGAUAAAAAGAAGCCUCACAUUAAAAAACCCCUGAACGCGUUCAUGUUGUACAUGAAAGAGAUGAGGGCUAAAGUAGUGGCCGAGUGCACGCUUAAGGAAAGUGCGGCCAUCAACCAGAUAUUGGGACGACGGUGGCACUCUCUGUCGCGAGACGAGCAGGCCAAGUACUACGAGAAAGCGCGCCAGGAACGACAACUCCAUAUGGAACUGUAUCCUGGUUGGAGCGCUCGGGAUAACUAUGGAUACGGAGCCAAGAAGAAGAAACGGAAGAAAGAGCGCGUACCGGUCAUAGAUGCUGGCUCAGGAGGUAAUAACAGCAUGAAAAAAUGUAGAGCCAGAUAUGGACUCGAUCAACAGAGCCAAUGGUGUAAGCCUUGCAGGCGUAAAAAACGUUGCAUUCGGUACAUUGAGAGUGGUGGUGACUCUGGUAAUCAGUCAGACGAUAACCAAUCUAAUGGCAGCCUGGGACACUCAGACAAUGAGGACGCUGACUCUGUGUCCAGUCCUGGAGGGUUGAGCGCCUUGUCCAGCCUAACCAGCCCUGGCAUGUUAACACAGGCCAGCCUAUCUCCGGCUACUCCUCUUACCCCGCACGUGUCUGACUACGAUUGUCCAAUGGCCGUACGCAUGCCAUUAGCCGUAGUUGUGCCCACCAGACACCAUCAACCAGUUGGCACAAACCCGCACGACAUCAAUAACCCGUUGAGCGUGAACCAGUUGACUGGUGGUAUGAACAAGUGCCAUCCCAAGGAACAAAGUGAUCUGAAAACCGGUGUCACCCAACAACAACAACAGUCUGAUCACCCCAAUAGGGCCCUGCCUGCCAUUAGUGUAACGUAGCGUACAUAACGCGAAGCAAUAGUUGACCCGCUCAAUUACUAUAAUUUAUUAUUAUAAUAUUAUAUUAUAUAAAUAAUACAAAUCAACAUUAGUAACAAGUAUGUAGUGUAUGUCAAGUAUAAUGAAACAGAUACGCCAUUUGACUUCUCUAACCAUAAAAAGUAAAUAUUGUAAUAAUAUAAUUGCCAUUUUUUUAUCUUUAGGAGUCUCUGUCAUACUUUAAAAGACUAAAAUAAUUGUUUUCAAUUAGUUCUUAAUUAUUUUUGUGUGAAUUUCAUAAAAAAUGUAUGUCGUUUUUCACUAAAAACAAAUUAUUGCUUUGUUACUACAAUUUUUUUUUCUUACAAACAAAAAAGAGACUACUGAAUAAUUAUUUACACAAUUAGUAGUUUUGUAUUAUUUCGCAAAAUUGAAACAUAUUAGUUAAUUUGCAUUAUGUUUAUUAAGGCUGUGUAUUAAUAUAGGUAAAAUACACCUAGCAUACAGCCCUAAUAUUGUAUUUUCUACCUCUAUUGUACUAGUUCAAAAAAAAUUUCAUUUAUAAAAAUACAAAGCAUAAUCUAUAAUGCCUAUAUAAAAUAAAAACCAUCAGGUAAUUAGUGAGUAAUAAUUAUUCAGAUUCAAAUAUGUACUUAUAGAAACGUCUUAAGUUAUUUAUAUACAUACAGCUGUAUGUAUAAUAAUGAACACAUUAUUAUAUACCUUUUUUUUUUUUGUGGCAAAAAGCUAGUCAUUUUUGCCAGAUUUUUUUACUAUAUUUUUUUUUAACGUACAGAACUCACUUAUAAACAUUAUUGUUUCAAUUUGAAAUGAGACUGAAAUCAGUUAAGAUAAUUUUAUUUCAGUUAUUAAAUUUAAAUUGUAUGUUUUUAUAUGUGUGUAUAUGUAAAUAUAUAUAUACACCUAUAAAUAUAUAAAUUAUAAUUUUAUUUUAUGUGCCAAAUUAUCAUGAUUUUAUG